AUGUUAUACAUAAUUGGUUUAGGAUUGGGCAACGAGCAAGAUAUCACUCUCAAAGGUUUACAAGCUAUUCAUAAAUGCGACAAAGUUUACAUGGAAGCUUACACUUCCCUCCUCUCCUUCGGCCUCUCUUCAAAAGGCCUCUCCAACUUAGAAAAACUAUAUGGUAAACCCAUUACACUUGCCGAUAGAGAAAUGGUUGAAGAAAAAGUUGAUGUUAUUCUAUCUCAAGCUCAUCUUUCUCAUGUUGCUUUCCUUGUUGUUGUGGCUACUACUCACACUGUUCUUGUUGUUCGAGCAAAGAAAAUGGGAAUUGAAGUCAAAAUAGUGCACAAUGCAUCUGUUUUGAAUGCAAUUGGGAUUUGUGCCUACUCUGAAGAUACUGAGUGUGUUGGGUUUGCUCGGAUUGGAAGUGAAGAUCAGAAGGUAGUAGCCGGAACAAUGAAGCAGUUACAGUUGAUUGAUUUUGGAGCACCUUUGCAUUGCCUAGUCAUAAAAGGCAAGACCCAUCCUUUGGAGGAAGAAAUGCUGGAUUUCUACAGAUGCAGGAUGUAG
This is a messenger RNA of Medicago truncatula (barrel medic), 552 nucleotides long. RefSeq names its product probable diphthine methyl ester synthase. The transcript is spliced from 3 exons. Gene Ontology annotation, molecular function: diphthine synthase activity. Bases 1 to 552 code for a protein of 183 amino acids. Gene Ontology annotation, biological process: protein histidyl modification to diphthamide. Lineage: Eukaryota; Viridiplantae; Streptophyta; Magnoliopsida; Fabales; Fabaceae. The record is from RefSeq and is a predicted model, not a curated record.